Punica granatum (pomegranate) is the source of this 3233-nucleotide messenger RNA. The record is from RefSeq and is a predicted model, not a curated record. NCBI's taxonomy places the organism in Eukaryota, Viridiplantae, Streptophyta, Magnoliopsida, Myrtales, Lythraceae.
AUGGUCGAGGAGCCGAUCUUCGUGGCCUUCUGUCUGGAAACAGAGCUCCUGCUUAUUGUAGUUAUUGCUCUCACCUGCUAAUCAGAUAAAGCUUUGCCUUUUACGUUUCCCCUUCCUCCCUCCCUCUCUCUCUCUCUCUCUCUCUCUCUAUCCCCUCAGCUGCCCCAGGACAUUGAUCAAACUCUCCUCCUCUUCUUCUGACAAGUGGUAUGCGUGCUCUGUUUCCGGUUCUUGAAAGGGUGUGAAUUUCAUUCUCUGGGUCAAGAGAAGCUUUCUUUUGCUUCCCUUGCCGGCGUUUGAUGUGCUUUAUCCGGAGGUUCCUGUCGAACCUCUGCUUCGUUUUCGGUUUGCCUUUCUACUGGAGGGCUGCUGUGAGCUAGGAAGUUGGGUGAUGGUGAAGUCGAGCUUUCUCAAUUUCAGGGAUUUCCUCUGUUUCUUGAGCUGAAUUUUGGUGGGCCUGCCUAGUACGGAGGCUUGAAGCUGAUUGUCUGCUCCGUUUCAUAGUGAAAUUUAAGGUCGUGUUCUUGGUGGGUUGUGGCUUGCUUUCCGUUCACAGGGCUUCUUGAGGUGGAGUUUUGGUUUGUGUUGUGGGAUAACAGAGGACUAGGCAACUGUUCUGCUGUUCCUCUCAUUAGUUGAAUCUGUAAAUUCUGGAUGGGGAGCGAUGCUGCGGAAGCGGAGGACAUCCUCUCUGUUCCUUCUUCGUAUAAGGUGAGAUACAUCUGUUUGCAGGUUCAUCGAGCAAUGUGCACCGAGCUAAUGAGAUUGGUCAACAGAGCGAUGAGCCUACUGCCAGAAAUUGAAGCAGCUCGUCCUCGGUGCUCCUCAGGAAUGCAAGCACUCUGCUCAUUUAAUCAGGCAAUCGAGAAAGCCAGGCAAGUCCUCCAGCACUGUAGCGAAGCCAGUAAACUCUAUCUGGUGUAUACAGCUGAUGCAAUACUUUCAAGAUGCGAAAGGUCAAGGAAACUGUUUGAGCAAAGUCUUCUCCAGAUUCAAAACAAUGUUCCGGUUUUGUUGGCCAUAAAGAUAUCUCAGUUCAUAGAUGAUAUCAGAAGUGCGACUUUUACAUUGGACUUGGCCGAGGAAGAGGCUGUAAAGGUUAUCCAUCAGUUAGUCCAUCACGGUGCACCUGAAUCCGGCAGUGUUGAGGAUCUCGAGCUGAUAAAUACCUUUCAAUCUGUGGUAUCAAGACUCCACAUUACCUCUCCAAAGGCCAUCUUGAUUGAGAGAAGAUCGAUUAGGAAACUGCUCAGCAAGGUCGGGGAUGACAACACAAAGAAGAAGAAAAUCUUAACAUAUUUUGCCUAUCUUUUCAAGAAGUAUGGCAAUCAAAUUGUGACUGAACAAGCUGAGACCAUCAAAGUUGAGAGUGAUAAGCUGUUUUUAAAUGAUGACACUAAAUGUGAUCCAGAACCUAGACGAUCUGCUCGAGUUGAGAACCAAACUAGCCCUGGCGAUGUCCUGUCCGACCCAGUGAUCCUUGAGGAAUUCAAGUGCCCACUCUCCUCGAGGCUCAUGUAUGACCCUGUGGUCAUCGCCUCGGGGCAGACCUUUGAGAGGGUUUGGAUACAGAAGUGGUUCGAUGAAGGCAACAACACUUGCCCAAAAACAAAAGUGCAGCUCAAUAAUUUAUCAGUGACUCCAAAUGGCACCAUGAAGGACAUGAUAUCAAAGUGGUGCGCAAAGCAUGGGGUUUCCAUGCACGACCCGAGCGUAGAGCUCAAAAUAGAAGCCACGCCCUCAUUGGACCACUCCUUUAUGUCCAUUGCGAGUAUUGGAGACUCUGUGAAUGAUUUGCACAUCCAUAUGGAUCUUAGCAAUGUUUCAUUUGGGUCCUUAGAUACGAGCUUUAACUCCGACUCCUCACUCCCCAAAAUCACAAGAACAAACGAGAACAGCAAGAAGAAAUCUUUGGAUUCGAUUUGGAGGCUAUCAGAGCUUCCGUGGCUAUCUCAGUGUGAGUUGGUCGAAGAUUUCCGGCGCAGAGUAGAGCACAAUGGUCAAGCUCUUUACACGACUUCGCCAGAGAACUUUCUCAGUCCAAUAUCGAAAUUUGUUGGAGAGGCUAUCCACCACAGGGACAUCAAGGCUCAGAGGAAUGCAGCCCAGUUGUUACUGGCAUAUAUGAAGAAGAGCAGAUACGGUGCAAAAGACUUGACAGAAGAAUCAUACUCCGUGGUGGUGUCACUCUAUUCAUCAGAGGAAGUCAAAGAGGAAGCUCUUGCAAUAAUAGAAACUCUUUCUUCUCAGCCCCAUUGCAGACCAAAAAUUGCUGCUUCCGGUGCUCUUGCUUUGAUAUUGGAUGCCCUCUGCUCCAGAUCUCGAGGCCUUCAGGGCUCUGCACUAAGGAUUCUCCAUAACCUCUCCUCAGACAGCGAUCUUCGGCCCCUCAUCUUGUCCCUAGACCACAUCAUCCCCAAGCUGGUCCCUUUCCUGAAGGACACCAAGGUCUCGAGACACGCUCUGUUCAUCUUGCAACAUCUCUGCGAUAUCGAGGCAGCAAGAAUCUCCAUCACUGAAACAAGAGAUUGCAUCGCCUCCAUGGCUGAGCUGCUCGACACUGGGAACAGUGAGGAGCAAGAGAUUGCCCUGUCGAUUUUUCUCAUGCUGUGCUCUCAGAGGCUGGAAUACUGCCAGUUGGUUCUGGACGAAGGGUUUGCCGUUAUCCCAGCCCUUGUGAGUAUCUCUAUCAACGGGAGUGAGAAAUCGAAGGUGAGCGCGAUGGAGUUGCUCCGGCUGUUGAAGGAUGUCAAUGUCGUCGAGGACCAACAAGACUAUUCUUCUGGGACUGAUCCUGACCAGGCCAGGCCUAGAGACCACGGUGACCACCACAAGGAGAACAAGAGAUCGUCUUCUUCACGGUCAUCGGGGCUUUUUUCAAUUUUCUCAAGACCAAAGAGGUGAAAGUUUAGAUCAUGCCCUCAUUGCGGUGAAGUCUUUUAAUCUCACUGUAUAGCUAUAUAGACGUAUAUAUAGGUUCUAUUUGUUUUUGCACUAACUUUGUAAGUUUUGUUAGCAGAUAGGUCAGUUGUUUUCAUCCAGAUAAUGCUGCUUAUGGCUUCUCUUGUUUGGUAGGAAAUGUACAGUAGUUUUCAUGCAGAUGUAUUGUAUUAGGAGGCAUUUAUUUUAGGUCAGUUAUUAACCCGAGACGACCGGUAUGGAAGUAAGUUAUAAAUUGUCCCCUUUUUAUUUCGUAUCUUGCGAAUGCAUAGGUUACCCUUUGUGCUGAAAUU